Molecule: messenger RNA, 2538 nt
Organism: Candida albicans SC5314
Lineage: Eukaryota; Fungi; Ascomycota; Pichiomycetes; Serinales; Debaryomycetaceae
Product: mRNA splicing protein
Exons: 1
Coding region: 1-2538 (845 amino acids)
Biological process (GO): mRNA splicing, via spliceosome; generation of catalytic spliceosome for first transesterification step
Cellular component (GO): Prp19 complex; U2-type catalytic step 2 spliceosome; post-mRNA release spliceosomal complex
Molecular function (GO): protein binding
Source: RefSeq, a predicted model, not a curated record
AUGACAUUGGAUUUAGAUAAACUAAUAGCUGACGAAGAUAUAUCUUACGAAGAAUCAAUAUCUAAAGAUCCAACUAAUAUUUCAACCUGGAUAUCAUAUUAUAAUUUUAAAUCCAAUGCCACUUCCACCACCAGUCUAUAUAAUAAAUUAUUCAUUUUAUAUCGUAGUGUUAAAUCAAACCCUACAUCAAUUGAAUUAUGGCAAUUAUUAAUUGAUCUUGUGUUAUUGGAACAAUCACAAAUACAAUCAGAUACUAUUAUUGAAAUAUUUGAAACGGCAUUGAUUAAUCUACUGACAAACCAUGAAAUUUGGAUUCAAUUUUUCAAAUAUCUAUUAUUGACCAGUAGUGAUGGUGACGAUGGCGAGUAUCAUAUAAAUAAGGUGACGUAUAUAAGGAGAAUGUUUAAUAAUUGUUUGAAAAGCAUUCCGUUAGUCGAUCAUAUAUUGAUUUGGCCAUUAUAUUUACAAUUUGCCGACACAAUAGGUGGUAUUACUGCGGUUAAGAUAUAUUUAAAAUAUAAACAAUUUUUACCAUUGUCAAUAUUACAGGGGAAAGAGAAUGUUAAUAAACAAAGAAAUUAUGGGAUGAAUUUACAUGAAAUUAUAGAUAAGUUACGAAAAUUUGGUGAUGUUGAGAAUGUAAUGAAAUUCUAUUAUGAAAUUAUCACUAAUCCCAAUGAUUAUGCCAAAUUACCCCAACCAAUUGUUUAUUAUUUAUUCCAAUAUAUUGAUUUGUUAAUUAGAAUAAAGAAAUCAUUUGAUGAUGACUAUUUUGAAACUUUGUUGACAAAAUCAUUAUAUCAAUAUCCAGAUCAUUUAGGGAAAUUAUAUAUCAAGGCAACUAAAUAUUUCAAAUCUCGUGGGAACAUUGAAAAAACUCGUUACUAUUACAAUCAAGGGAUUAAAAAAUGUUGUACUAUCAAAGAUUUUACUAUGAUAUAUGAUUCAUAUUUACAAUUUGAAGAAAAUCAAGUGACAGAAAUAACAGAAAAAGUUGAUCCUGAAUCAGAUUUGGGAUCUUUAUAUUUAGAUGAUUUUGAAAAAUUGAUUGAUGAUCGGAAAAUUUUACUUAAUGAUAUGAAAUUACGACAAAAUAUCAAUGAUUUAGAUACUUGGUUUGAAAGAUUUGAAAUUAUUGAAACCCAAACUCCGGAUGAUUUAAAUUUAUUAAUUCAAACAUUAACACAAGCAUUAAAAUCAAUUAAUCCAUUGAAAGUGGUUACAACAAACAACUCCAAAUUAAGCGGGAUAUGGUUAAAAUAUGUUGACAUUUAUUCUAGUCGAGGAGAUUUUCAAACUGCCGAUUUAAUUUUUUCAAAAUCGGUAUUAUCACAAUAUAUUGAUCCUGAUGAAUUGGCAGAAUUAUAUAUCAAUUGGAGUGAAAUGAUUUUAGGAAGUGAUAAAUUCCCUGAAACCAAAGCUAUUGAAAUUCUUGAUGAUAUAUUAUAUCGAGAAUAUUCUGAUAUUAAUUACACCGACAAUAGUAAACCAGUACAACAAAGAAUCAUCAAAUCUAUUAAAUUAUGGAAUUUUUAUAUUGAUUUAUUAGAAUCAUUUAUUGAAUCUGAUAAUCAAUUGAAAGAAAUUGAAAAAGUUACUAAUGCUUAUCAACAUUUAAUAAAAUUGAAAAUUGCCACACCACGAAUCAUGAUAAAUUUCGCUCAAUUUUUAGAAUCUUGGAAUCAAUAUGAACAAUGUUUCAAUGUAUUACAUCAAGCAUUAAAGAUUUUCCAAAAUGAUAAUCAAAUUAAAUUUGAAAUUUGGAAUGUUUAUCUCAUUAAAGCCAUUAAACAUAUACAAUUAACCGAAAGAAUUCGUGAUUUAUUUGAACAAAGUAUAAAUGAAAUCGCCGCAUAUUUAGUAAAACCAAUAUUAUUAUUAUAUUAUCAAUAUGAAUUAGAUCAAGGAUAUACUUAUAAUGCCAUCAAGAUAUUAAUUAAAUCAUUAACUGAAAAAUUCACACCAGCACAAAAGGAUCAUAAAUUAUCAACAACAAAUCCACAACAAAGAAAAGAAAUCAAUUUACUGAAAUUUGAAAUAUAUAAAUUGAUAAUGAUUGAAUUAGGAGAAAUUCAAGAUAUUGAACAAUUUAAUAAAAUAGGGACAAUGGCCAUGAAUGAUGAAUAUUUAUCAAAUUAUCAAUUAUUCGAUUUAGGUAGUCGAUUUAUAAAAUUCGAAAUAUCAACAGUCACCGCCACCGCCGCCGCCACCACCAAUGGUAAUAUCACCACAACUAGUGAUAGUCAAUGGGGUAGGAUUAGAGAAUUAUUUAAAUUUUUAUGUCAAUCUACAUUAUUAGAUGAAAGUUGGAAAAUGUGGGAAUCAUUUGAAAUGGAAUAUGGUGAUGAAUUGAGUUUUAAAGAUAUGUUACGAUUUAAACGUAUAGUAUUGAAUUCAAUAGCUAAUGAUAAAGCCAUUAGAGAAUCAGCUAAUCCAAUGGGGUUCCUUAAAAGUAUGUCCAUAACUACCACCCCCAAUACCAAAACUGAAUCUGACGAGAAAAUUGCAAAUCCAGACAUAAUUGAUAUAGAUAUGUAA